Molecule: messenger RNA, 621 nt
Organism: Ostreobium quekettii
Lineage: Eukaryota; Viridiplantae; Chlorophyta; Ulvophyceae; Bryopsidales; Ostreobiaceae
Source: the annotation of a GenBank genome assembly
GUAACAUUGAAAUUCUCCCCAACCGAAGUGGAAGAAUGCCGUCGGGUGAUCACGUGCGACAUACCAAAUCUCCCAGACGACCAGGAUCCCGUUGCCAGGUCAGUGAAUGGCAAGGCAUUGCGCCCUCUGUGUCACUUCGAUUUGCCGGGUUCAGACUACAUAUCAGCCGGUAGAAGGAAACCUGAUAUGACGGGUCCGGGAGGCGGAUUGGAUCCCCUAGAUCCUGCAACCAAAAUCGUGGAGUUCACAUCCUUGGGAACCAUGGUACAGAAUACGAUGCGGUUCCAUGUAGCGAAUCCGACGAACAUCUCCUACGAAUUUGUGUGGGAUCGUGUAGAGGUACCAAGUUCAGAUGCGACAGCUUCUCCAUUCAGCUGUCUGACAAGGAGGGGCGUCAUGUCUGGGGGACGUCGCUAUGAAAUGGCGUUCGACUUCACACCCACAUGCAGCAAGGUGCAUGAAUCGUUUUGGGUGUUUAGGGUGCCGGAGCAUCGGAUCGACUCCCCGUUCCUGCUGGGAAGGAUCCUGUCGUCAAGUUUCACCCGACUUCGGGGACAAUUCCGCCCAAGUCAAGCAUCGAAGUCGCUGUUUAUUUCAGACCUCAGCUGGAAAAGUCUGUGA